GCUAGGGCCGGUGCACCGCCAAGGACAAAAGGAGCUCAGCGCUGAUCGCUACACCCCAUUCCUCCCAGUGCCCAGCAUGAAGAAAUCCGAAAUGGGAAGGUUCAACAUUUCCCCGGAUGAGGACAGCAGCAGCUACAGUUCUAACAGCGAUUUCAACUACUCUUACCCCACCAAACAAGCUGCUCUGAAAAGCCAUUAUGCAGAUGUAGAUCCUGAAAACCAGAACUUUUUACUUGAAUCGAAUUUGGGGAAGAAGAAGUAUGAAACAGACUUUCAUCCAGGUACUACUUCCUUUGGAAUGUCAGUAUUUAAUCUGAGCAAUGCGAUUGUGGGCAGUGGAAUCCUUGGGCUUUCUUAUGCCAUGGCUAAUACUGGAAUUGCUCUUUUUAUAAUUCUCUUAUCAUUUGUGUCCAUAUUUUCCCUGUAUUCUGUUCAUCUCCUUUUGAAGACUGCCAAUGAAGGAGGGUCUUUAUUAUAUGAACAGUUGGGACAUAAGGCAUUUGGAUUGGUUGGAAAACUUGCAGCUUCUGGAUCAAUUACAAUGCAGAACAUUGGAGCUAUGUCAAGCUACCUCUUCAUAGUGAAAUAUGAGUUACCUUUGGUGAUCCAGGCAUUAAUGAACAUUGAAGAUAAAACUGGAUUGUGGUAUCUGAAUGGUGACUAUUUGGUUCUGCUGGUGUCAUUGGUGCUCAUUCUACCCUUGUCGCUGCUGAGAAACUUAGGAUAUUUGGGAUAUACCAGUGGCCUUUCCUUAUUGUGUAUGAUGUUCUUUCUGAUUGUGGUGAUUUGCAAGAAAUUUCAGAUUCCUUGCCCUGUGGAAAUGGCUGUGAUAAUAAAUGAAACAAUAAACAGCACCUUAACACAGCCAACAACUUUUGCUCCUGAUGUGACAUUUAACAUGACUGAAGAUGAAUCUUGCAGACCACAUUACUUUAUCUUCAACUCACAGACAGUCUAUGCGGUGCCAAUUCUGACCUUCUCAUUUGUCUGCCAUCCUGCUAUUCUUCCCAUUUAUGAAGAACUAAAAGACCGCAGCCGUAGAAGAAUGAUGAAUGUGUCCAAGAUUUCAUUUUUUGCAAUGUUUCUCAUGUACCUGCUUGCUGCCCUUUUUGGAUACCUUACAUUUUAUGACCACGUUGAGGCAGAAUUGCUUCAUACCUACUCUACUGUCUUGGGAACUGAUAUUCUUCUUCUCAUUGUCCGUUUGGCUGUGUUGGUGGCUGUCACCCUGACAGUACCAGUAGUUAUUUUCCCGAUCCGGAGUUCAAUAACUCAGUUGUUGUGUGCAGGAAAAGAUUUCAGCUGGUGGCGUCAUAGUCUCAUUACAGUGUCUGUCUUGGCAUUUACGAACUUGCUAGUCAUCUUUGUACCAACUAUUAGGGAUAUCUUUGGUUUCAUUGGGGCAUCUGCAGCUGCUAUGUUGAUUUUUAUUCUUCCAUCUGCUUUCUAUAUCAAGUUAGUGAAGAAAGAAUCUAUGAAAUCUGUACAGAAGAUUGGGGCUUUGUUCUUCCUGUUGAGUGGCAUAGUGGUGAUGACCGGAAGCAUGGCCUUGAUUGUUUUGGAUUGGGUGCACAAUGCCCCUGGAGAUGGCCAUUAACUGGCACCACUUAAACUCCAGUAGUCCAUUUGAUGCCAUUGUUGAGUCAACUCUCAAUUAACUAUGAAAUUUCACCUAAUGUUUUCAGUUUCACUUCCUUUUGAAGUGUGGAUUCCUCGCUGGUUCUUCUGAAUACAGAAUAAGUGAACUCUUUUAAGAAACUAUUCUGUAUGGUAGAAAAGGACAUUAACAGCAAAACCACGAGUCUGUGGUGAAGGGAAGUGACAGUUUUAUUCCAUUCCAGAGAAUGGACGAACUCUAACUUUUAUCAAGCCACAUGUUUGGCUGUGUCAUUGUUUAACUUGGAUAUUUUAUGAUUUUACUUGAAUGUGCCUAAUGGAACCAUUCGAUGUGAGAAACUAUCCUUAAUUUACAGUAAAGUAUUGAAAUAACCAUUGAGAAAAACACUAUUAUUUUUUGUACCAAAAAUACGUAUAGACCUCAAAAGCACUAUUUUACUUUUAAAAAAUUGCUUUUUUUGAUCUUUAUCCAGAAACAGUUGUCAAUUCCAUUAAAAAAAGUCAUUGGUAUUUAAAAAUGAGCAUUAGUGUUAUGAAAUGAAUGAUUUGCCUUUUUGUAGGCAUAAUAAGCCAAAUACUUUUUUACCCAAAAUAAUUUUUAGAGAAAAUGAUGUAAUGAAAAAUUAUAUCGCUGAAUAUGAACAGUUUUCUCCAUUCCAAACUUCAUCAUUACUUUAAAAGAUAAUUAAUAGAUUGUUGCUAUACCAAAUCAGAUGAACUCUGUUCAUUACUUCUGUCCUCAAAUAAUCUGGUUUAUAUAGACUCGGAAAUGCUUAUGAGUUCAGCCUAUUAUAAUGGAAGAUAAUGCAGAUAUUUCUGUGGGAAAUGAAUUAAAAUAACUAAUUUUGAGGUACCAAAUAGUGCAAUUGGGUAAAACAGGGUUUAUUCAGUUGCAUCUGUCUCCAGAGUUGUAUUAAUAGCUCUGGGUCUUUUUUGGGCCAGCGCUUUUUGGACAUUACUUCCAGCAGUGGAAAGUGGGCAUUUGGUGGCUAUAUAGGCCAAAACUGUUCUAUCUAGAGAGUACAACUUUUCCAAAAUGCUCAUUUACUACUGGAAGUGUGAAAUACUUGAUAAUGUAUGACUUAGUUGUGUUCAUGUUUUGUCUACAGUUAGAGGUCUAAUCCACAGGUUACACCGGUAUUUGGUAUAAUAUAAGUUCUCUUUGUAUAGGCCACUGGGUUUCUUAAUGCAUAAAGCUUUUAAAAAAGAAAAACUCGUAUGCACUGGAUUGUCAUCUCAUUCUUGUACAACUUAGAAUUACUUGUUUACAUCCAGCAAAUGGUUAGCUAGGGAAAACAGUGCAGUCUGAGUGUAUGUAGUUGUUUUGGUCCAACUGCAUGUUCACCCUUCCAUUUCAAUCCUGGUUAGAAGUGAAAACAUUACUUAUAAACUUGGCUUUAAGAGCACAUUUAUUGUACGUUACGGUGUAUGGUGAAUAUAUUAUUAAAUAAUGUGGUACUUUGCUCAUCAGGCAUAAUGUCUAAAGUCUAUAGUACACAUAAUUCCAUUAGUGGUUGAGGGAAGCAAAUAAUGGAAUCAUCAGUUGGUCAUCUGGCUUUAAGGUUAUCUCUGAACUUAAAUAAGCCUUUUUAGUUUUAGGCUAGAGCCAGAAAUGUGACAGACAUGGUUUAUGUUACACAUUCUUGUAUUAUAUGUGACUAAAUUUCAGGCAGCAUAUGUCUAAUUAAAGACCUUUAUGGAACUGGAA
This is a messenger RNA of Orycteropus afer afer, 3325 nucleotides long. It is a transcript of the gene SLC38A2, whose product is annotated as solute carrier family 38 member 2. Gene Ontology annotation, molecular function: L-glutamine transmembrane transporter activity. Gene Ontology annotation, biological process: L-glutamine transport; amino acid transmembrane transport. The record is from RefSeq and is a predicted model, not a curated record. NCBI's taxonomy places the organism in Eukaryota, Metazoa, Chordata, Mammalia, Tubulidentata, Orycteropodidae.